AUGAACAGAUCUUUUUCGGAAGUUGUCAAAUCUGAAGUUGAUAGAAGUGUGCAAGCAAUCAAUGAUGAUGUGAAAAGUGUUCAAAUAACGCUGAACAAGGUUGUCGAGGCAAAGGAGAGUGAAGCCAACAUGAUGCUAUUCGGAUUGAAGGAAGUUUUUGGUCUUAUAAGUGUCUUGAAGGUGAUACGAUUAGGAAAGAAAAGUGACAAAAUUGUCAAACCAAUUCUCCUCAAAUUUGACGUUGCAAAAAUUAAAGAACUCAUCUUCAAAAACAUAAGUAGGAUGAAAACUUUAGAUGACAGUUUGAAAAAUAUUCGGUUUAGUCAUGACCUGAUAAUUCAACAAAGGAGCGACUUGCAAAAAUUGCUUGAUGAUGCCAAGAGAAUAGAGGAGAGUUGCAAAGAGGGUUUUUUAUAUUGA
Messenger RNA from Helobdella robusta, 420 nucleotides. RefSeq lists its product as hypothetical. The record is from RefSeq and is a predicted model, not a curated record. The transcript is spliced from 2 exons. Bases 1 to 420 code for a protein of 139 amino acids. Lineage: Eukaryota; Metazoa; Annelida; Clitellata; Rhynchobdellida; Glossiphoniidae.